CUUUCUGUAAUCCCUGGCCUGUUAUUUUCAGCUUAAUAUACUUAUCCGGCCCUGAAAAUGAGCUGCAAUCACGGGACAUAAAAUCACAGCCCAAACCCCGAGGUCGAAAAAAAAAGAACUGAAUUUACCCAUUUUCGAUUUAAUCGUCGUAAUUCCCGGCGCCGAAUAGGGACAACCCUUGAUCUCCCCCACUUUACCCACUCUGAGACAUAACCGGAACGGGAGGUCGAAAUACGUAUCGAUGGCUCACGAAGGCGAAAAGUGGGGGAGGACUCAACGGUUUAUCAUAGAGUGGGAGUGAUGGCAGAUGGGCAUCAUCCCAUGCUCAUUCAUCCUCUGUCUCACAGAACUUGAUUGUUCAUCUAUAAUAACCUAGGCGUUUCAAGGAUAUUAUACCGCUCCAAGCUUCUCUGCUCGCAACGGCGGUCUGUAUCGAUUCUUACUCCACUGCCGCCUAUAUAUCACGCCUACCCCCCAUCAACAAUACGAUCGUAUUACAAAUCUUGCAAGCCCGAAGCCAGAAGUCUUUCAACGUUCGUCACCUCUCGAGCGAUUGUCACCUUUUACAUUAUCUUUGUCGCUUCACCCGUCGCCUGCCCGCCGAUCAUUCCGAACACUGAAGGGUGGUUUUGGUGGCGCCUGUCUUUUCUUUAGGCCAACUUUUUGCAGAAAAGAGUAGACAACUAGCUUUUUUUCGAUAGCUUCGAACCCCCCACUCUCUCGGUAUCUUGCCAGUAUAAAACGUGGGCGAUCCCGGCAACUUUGACGGCAACCACAUAUAUUCCUACAUAAUACCAACAACAGGCGCUCAACAGCAACACGAUGUCUCUUGUCCAAUCCAGCUCCGAUAUUCUUUUUAUAUCACCCACAGUCAUCUCUGGGGAAGAGUAUGUACAACCAUUUAUCGCCGAUGUCCUCAUCUCCGGAGGCCGUAUCGCCCGUAUUGCCCAACCUGGUACUCUCUCCGACCAACUCGGUGCUGAGGUCCGUAAGGUAGAAGCCACGGGGUAUGUUCUAUGUCCUGGCUUCAUCGAUCUUCACGCACACUCGGACUUGUACCUCCUUACUCAUCCGGACCAUGAAGCCAAGAUCUCUCAAGGCUGUACUACGGAAGUAGUUGGCCAAGAUGGUAUUUCCUACGCUCCAGUGCAGACAAAAGCCCAAAUGAAAGCUAUUCGUGAGCAAAUCACUGGUUGGAACGGCAAUCCGAAUGAGGAAGACCAUCCAGGUGUUGGGCUGUUUGAAUGGAACACUGUGGGAGAGUAUUUGGAUUGCCUUGAGAGGAACAAGACGGCAACCAAUGUCGCUAUGCUCGUGCCUCAAGGCAAUCUGAGACUGCUGGCUUGUGGACCUUGGGAUGAGGUAGCUACAGCAGACGAGAUCACAGUUCAAGAGAAGCUAUUGCGACAGGCUAUGCUUGAAGGCGCAGUUGGCAUGUCAAGCGGUUUAACGUAUACUCCUGGGAUGUACGCUUCAACGUCGGAGCUAGCACGCCUCUGUCGAGUACUUGGCGAAGAAUUCCCCGGGGCUUUCUAUGCUCCUCAUCACCGAAGCUAUGGGUUCAAAGCGCUUGAGAGCUACGCUGAGAUGCUCGGUCUUGGUCGAGAUACUGGUUGUCCCAUACAUCUCACUCACGCUACUCUCAACUUUUCUGAGAACAAGGGUAAAGCCCCCUUGCUCAUCUCUAUGAUUGACGCUGCUCGCUCUGAUGGGUGUGAUAUCUCCCUCGACACCUACCCUUAUCUCCCAGGCUGUACAACGCUUGCUGCAUUGUUACCUAGCUGGGCAAGUUCGGGAGGACCGGCGGAGACAUUGAAAAGGCUGCGGGAUGAAAUUUCAAGAGAGAAGAUCAGGAGAGCAGUGGAGGACACUGGGUGCGAUGGCGGACAUGGCAUACCGACCAACUGGGAUGAAAUUCAGAUCGGCUCAACCACUCAUCCUGACCUUGCAUCAUACUCUGGACGCCGCGUCUCUGAAGUUGCACGUUCACUGAAAGUGCCAUCCAUCAAGGUUUUCUUUGAUGUCCUGAUCAAAGACAAGCUCGCUACAAGUUGUAUCAUGCAUAUCGGCAACGAGGAAAAUGUGAGAGAAAUCAUGUGCCAUGAGACGCAUUGCUCUGGUAGUGAUGCUAUUCUGCAUGGGAAAACGUUACAUCCUAGGGCAUACGGAACGUUCCCCCGCUUCUUGGGACAUUACGCUCGUGACCUAGGUAUCAUGCCCCUCCCAGCCAUGGUCGCCCAUCUUACCUCUCGUCCCGCUAAGCGACUAGGCGUUUAUCCCUCCCGAGGCCUCAUCGCCGAAGGUUCAGUAGCCGAUAUCGUGGUUUUUGAUCCUGAAGCCAUUAGGGAUAAGGCCACGUAUGAGAAGCCGAAGCAGAAGGCUGAGGGAAUUAGAUUCGUGCUCGUGAAUGGAGAGGUUGCGGUAGAUGAGACACGCUUGACGGGGAUGAGAGGAGGUAAGGUGCUCAGGCGAAGGGAAGGUGGGAAAGUGUGGUAGAGAUCUUCUUGGGCACUGCCCUUGAGAGUUAUCUUACACCGAUAUAAGAUAUACUGUUGUUUCUUGGCUUGUUUUGCGAAUAAAACAUUUUGAGAAAACUAAAAUAGGUUGUAAUUAUGCAUAAGUAUC
Messenger RNA from Cryptococcus deneoformans JEC21, 2625 nucleotides. Its product is annotated as D-aminoacylase, putative. Gene Ontology annotation, molecular function: hydrolase activity, acting on carbon-nitrogen (but not peptide) bonds, in linear amides. The transcript has 7 exons. Bases 823 to 2496 code for a protein of 557 amino acids. The record is from RefSeq and is a predicted model, not a curated record. Lineage: Eukaryota; Fungi; Basidiomycota; Tremellomycetes; Tremellales; Cryptococcaceae.